This is a messenger RNA of Pyrus x bretschneideri (Chinese white pear), 1925 nucleotides long. RefSeq names its product hippocampus abundant transcript 1 protein-like. The record is from RefSeq and is a predicted model, not a curated record. NCBI's taxonomy places the organism in Eukaryota, Viridiplantae, Streptophyta, Magnoliopsida, Rosales, Rosaceae. The coding region runs from base 230 to 1564 and encodes 444 amino acids. Gene Ontology annotation, biological process: transmembrane transport. Gene Ontology annotation, molecular function: transmembrane transporter activity. The transcript is spliced from 14 exons.
CCGACAUCCCAUCUUCUCUAUCUCUCUCUCUCCCCAGUGCCCACUCACGGUAAAAAAGCCAAAGCAAAAGGCAAACACACAAGCGUAUGCUUGCAAGCAAGGCACAGCGAAACGUGUUCACUCUUCAAUCUCCAUUACCGUUAAGAAACUAACAGAGAGAGACACUACUUUUUCGUUUUUAAGCUUAAGUUUACUGUAUUUGUAGAAGUAGUAGUUGAGAAAGAGAGGCAUGGAGAUGGAGGGCAUUGGAGGACUGAGGCAUCUGUUUAUGACAGUGUUUUUACAUGGGUUUGCAAGCUUCAUGGUGAUUCCAGCCAUAACUGAUAUCACCAUGCUGGCUCUUUGCCCUGGUCAAGAUGAGUGCUCCCUUGCCAUUUACCUCUCUGGUUUUCAACAAGCGAUAAUAGGUUUGGGAACGGUGGUGAUGACUCCACUAAUUGGGAAUUUGUCGGAUGUGUAUGGGAGGAAGUCUCUUCUCACGAUCCCCAUGACCCUCUCCAUUGUCCCGCUAGCGAUAUUGGCGUAUAGCAGGAAGACAAGCUUCUUUUAUGCCUACUAUGUGCUGAGGACAGUAACUGCCUUGGUAGGUGAAGGCAGCAUCAACUGCCUCACCCUUGCUUAUGUGGCCGACAAUGUUUCAGAGAGAGAACGAAUAUCUGCAUUUGGAAUUCUUGCUGGAUUUACCUCAGCAGCAUUUGUAUGUGGAACCUUAGCAGCUCGUUUCCUCUCCACUGCUUUAACAUUUCAGGUUGCUGCCUUUGGAUCAAUGCUUUCAACUAUCUACAUGAGAAUUUUUCUCAAGGAGAGCUUGACGGGCGAUGAUAGUACUUUGAGGCAGCCCAUCUUGAAAGGAGGAGUACCAGAAGUUGUUGAUGAAGGCGAUGUCUACUCGCCGAAAACGAUACAAGUAUUUAAGAAAAUUCCGUCUCCAGGAGAUUUGAUUUCCCUACUGAGGAGUAGUAAGAUUCUGUCACAAGCAGCAGUUGUUUCCUUCUUUCAGAGCCUGGCAGAGGGUGGCAUGCAAGCUUCAUUAAUGUAUUUCUUAAAGGCUCGUUUCCACUUCAACAAGAAUCAGUUUGCUGAUCUAAUGCUGAUUAUUGGGAUAUCGGGGACCAUAUCACAGCUGCUUUUCAUGCCAAUGUUGGCAACUGCUAUUGGAGAGGAAAAGUUGCUUCCAAUUGGGCUCAUAAUGGGCAGUAUGAAUAUGUUUCUUAACAGCAUUUCAUGGGCAGUUUGGGUUCCUUAUGCUGCGACUCUGUUUUCUGUUUUUGGAUUUUUAGUGCAGCCAAGUAUACGCAGCAUCGCAUCAAAACAAGUUGGACCCAAUGAUCAGGGAAAGGCUCAAGGAUGCAUUUCAGGCAUAAGCUCCUUUGCCAACAUUGUUUCUCCAUUAAUUUUCAGUCCUCUGACAGCUUUAUUCCUGUCUGAAGAAGCACCAUUUUAUUUCCCUGGCUUCAGUAUUCUGUGCAUUGGCCUUGCAACGAUGAUUGCCUUCGUUCAGAGCCUAAUGAUAAGGGCUUCUCCUCACAAAACCAGCAACACCAUCUGCGUGGAAUCUCCCUAGUCAGAAUUCAAAUUAUACAGAAUUCUAACUUACAGCAAUACCUUUUCUUCCCAGAAAAAAUAAAUACAUAAAGUUUCAUCUUAUGGAGCCCUUUAAUCCACACCAGAAUCCUAAGAACAAGAUAAAGCUUAUGCCUGCCAGAAUCUCAAAGCCAACGGGUGGCCGGAACCCGCAUCGUCCGCCUUGACAGGGCGUAGUUAAAAUCAGCCAGGUUACACGGUAAAUGAGAUGACGCAAACAUAUAUAUAGGUAAAUUCAGUAAAAAUCAGUUUGUACCCUGGUGUUCUUCUAUAUUUCUUUCUUUUGUGUAUUGGUAUUUAUAACGUUACAAGAUUAUUAUAUACAAAAUUUCAAUUGCCCA